AUGAUGGGCUGUACCAGCAGGCAUCUGGCACAGGGAGCACCAGCGAAAACUUCAAAGUACAUCAGUAGCUUCGCGCGCCAUCUGUCCACAGCCGAAGUUGAAAGUGACGUCAGUUCUUCCCUACAGGUUGUCGUCCGCAUCCGGCCCCCUUUGUCACGGGAGCUGCGAGGAACGGGGCUGCGUCCAUACCAGUGCACAACUGCCGUGGAGCCGGGUGAACGAAAUGUUAUCCUUUCCGAGAACUUGCCGGCUGUCGUUAACCAGCAGGGCAACAUGGUCACUGACGGCGGGGCGCUGUACAACACCUAUAGGUUCACAUUUGACUGCGUAUACGACCAGCACUGCCCUCAAGAGCUGGUGUACCGACAGAGCGGCCAGCAGGGCUACAAUGCAGCCAUCAUUGCGUACGGCCAGACGGGUACGGGAAAGACGUACACCAUGGAGGGCGCGAUGGAGGGUCCGGACCGAGGCAUCAUUCCCCGUACUGUGGAGGACAUCUUCACCUACAUAGUCAACGACCCGGAGCCCUCCAGCAAGUACCUGGUACGAUCGUCGUACCUCCAGAUCUACAACGAGGUGGUGUCUGACCUGCUGAAGCCCGAGCGCUCCUCCCUAUCCAUUCGUGAGGACCGGCGGCGGGGGGUGUUUGUGGAGGGACUGAGCGAGUGGGUGGUGAGGUCGCCCGCGGAGGUGUACCAGCUCAUGCAGCGGGGGCAGGCACUGCGCGCCACCGGUGCCACCAAGCUCAACGAGGUAUCCUCUCGUUCUCAUGCCGUGUGUGUCAUCAUUGUGGAGAAGUGCACCACGCCAGGUGCUGCGGAGGAGGGGGCGGCAGGUGCGCCCUGGUCUCGGAGCAGCUCCUCCACCAAUGGCGGGGAUGCUGCCGUACCCGCAAUACAGUCCAUCAAGGUGGGCAAGCUGAACCUGGUUGACCUGGCGGGAAGUGAGCGGGUGCAUGUCACUGGGGCGGUGGGGAGGAGGCUGGAGGAAAGCAAGAAGAUCAACGCGUCGCUGUCAGCACUGGGCAAUGUCAUAGCCGCUCUGACAGAUCGUCGUGAGCGCUCACACAUCCCGUACCGGGACUCCAAGCUCACAAGGCUGCUGGAGGACUCCUUGGGGGGUAACUGCCGUACAACCAUGAUUGCCACCAUCGCCCCCUCCCUGGAGGCGUUCCAGGAGUCGCUGUCCACACUCAAGUUCGCAAACAGGGCCAAGAACAUCCAGAACGAGGCCCAUGUGAAUGAGGAUGUGGAUCAGCGCACACUGCUGCGGAAGUACGAGAGAGAGCUCCGGAGGCUGAGGGACGAGCUGGCCAGGAGGUCCAGGAACGUGGUGGACAAGCGCGCACUGCUGGUGGCUGAGGAGCAAGCCAAGCGCGCUGAGGCGGACAAACUGGCGGCCCUGACCGCCCUACAGGAGCGCAGCAGGGAGUUCCUGCGGGAGAAGGAGGAGAAGCGAGCACUGGAGCUCAAGAUUCAGGCGAUGCAGAGUCAGCUUCUGAGCGGGGGCUCCUCCGGUGCGGCCCUCCAGGAGGUGCCCGCAGUGAGGGCCAUGCUGCAAAGAGAAGCCAACAAGGUCAAGGAGCACUACGAGGCCCGUAUUCGCGCCCUGGAGGCCGAGCGCCAGGACGCGGAGGGCAGUGCCUCCGCGGAGGUGGACCGCUACAAGCAGCUGCUGCUGAAACAGCGGGACAUCAUGAUCGCCCUCACCGCGAGACUCAAUGAACGAGAUGAGAGAAUCAACAGCCUGCAGGAGGAGCUGGACGCGUACGACAGGUACCAGCGGCAGCUCGAGGACCAGCUAGAUGCCAAAACUACGGAGCUCAUCUCCUUGAGAAAGGCCGCAGUGGAGCAUGCCGCGGCCUCCCCCGCGGGGCUCCGGGGUGUGGAUCCCUCCGCCCUCCAAAACGCACUGGGCGACUGGGCGGGACAGGGAGGGGCGCCAGGCAGCCAACACCAACAUCAGCACCACCACCAGCAGCAGCAGACGGGGCCCCCGCUGGAUGUUGCCUCCUCGGCCUCAGGAGCCCUAUCAGGGGAGCUGGCGGCCGGCGGCGGGGCCGGGCAGGCGCCGUACUCUACGCCGUUUCGGGGCGCGUUGCCGCCGGGGUCUCAAUCAGCCGCUAACGGCACGCUGGCGGGGCACCCGGGUCGAUCUGGGUCCAUGCCGGGUGGAGGUUUGAUCCACCACUCCUUGCCCCCGCUGGUGUACUCGGCGGAUGGCACGGCGGUGGAGCUGCAGGGUCCUGACUCCCAGGACGUCACCCCCCGGGGCUCCGUGUGGUCGUCCUCCAUGGGCGGGGGGGACCCAGCCCCGGUGGGGACGCCGGGUCCCUCCGCUGCCAACGGUGUCACCACCACUGCGAAUGAAGCGCCCAGCGCCUCCCCGGGUGAGAUCGCUGAGUUGCGGGCGGCUGCCCUGACCGCCGCCAAGGAGCGCAGUGCCCUGCAGCAGAUCCUGGACUCCAAGGUGCGCGUCAUGCUGGUGGAGAUUAUCAACGAGGUGCUGUUGGAGCGCUUAUCAGCACUAGAGGCACUCGUACACCGGGUUUCGGAGGCCAUCGGGAGCAGCAGCGGCAGUAGCGGCGGCGGCAGCGCCAGCGUCAACACCAGCGGUGGUGGUGGCGGGGGGGGGCCCCCUUCGAGAGGUGGCAGUGGUUGA
Molecule: messenger RNA, 2661 nt
Organism: Volvox carteri f. nagariensis
Lineage: Eukaryota; Viridiplantae; Chlorophyta; Chlorophyceae; Chlamydomonadales; Volvocaceae
Product: Kif3C kinesin
Exons: 23
Coding region: 1-2661 (886 amino acids)
Biological process (GO): mitotic spindle organization; microtubule-based movement
Molecular function (GO): microtubule binding; ATP binding; microtubule motor activity
Source: RefSeq, a predicted model, not a curated record